Messenger RNA from Oryzias latipes (Japanese medaka), 3419 nucleotides. RefSeq names its product transient receptor potential cation channel, subfamily C, member 6a (gene trpc6a). NCBI's taxonomy places the organism in Eukaryota, Metazoa, Chordata, Actinopteri, Beloniformes, Adrianichthyidae. The record is from RefSeq and is a predicted model, not a curated record. Gene Ontology annotation, molecular function: protein binding; inositol 1,4,5 trisphosphate binding; store-operated calcium channel activity. Gene Ontology annotation, biological process: single fertilization; regulation of cytosolic calcium ion concentration; calcium ion transmembrane transport. Gene Ontology annotation, cellular component: cation channel complex; plasma membrane.
AGUAAAAUCUUAUGCCCAACGUAAAUAAGACCACAGUGGGACCCAGAAAGACACAUUCUUUCUCAAGGACAGUGUAAACAGAGGGGGAGGGCGACAGAGGGAAGAAGAAGACAUGCCAUAGCCACUUGACAACUCCUUCACGAAGCAGGAACACAGCAUUUGACUACCUUUAGGAUGAACCACAGACUGCUGGCAGCUAAGCGCAACAGCCGACCCGGUGACACCAGCAGUCCCGGCAACAGGAGCCGGGACAACCUGUUUAUGUAUGAUGAUCUUGGGGAGGAAUAUUGUUGUCCUGGACGAUAUCUUGGCAACCACAGCAGCUUGGAAAAGCAGCUUGCGGCUCGUCUCAGCACUGUUAAAAGACGCCAGGCUCUGAGAGGUCCCGCCUACAUGUUCUGUGCUCCCUCUGUCAGUCUGACAGAGGUCGAGCAGCGCUUCCUGGAAGCAGCUGAAUAUGGCAACAUACCAGAGGUACGCCGGAUGCUGCACCACGUACCCAACCUGAAUGUCAAUGCGGUGGACUACAUGGGCCAAAAUGCAUUGCAGCUGGCUGUGGCCAAUGAGCAUUUGGAGGUGACAGAGCUGCUGUUGGGGAGGGCAGAUUUGUCCAGAGUGGGAGAUGCUCUUCUUUUAGCCAUCAGUAAAGGCUAUGUCCGCAUCACUGAAGCAUUGCUCGGUCACCCUUCAUUUAGAGAUUCCCGACGUCUGACAGCCAGCCCCGCUCAAGCGGACAUGUUGGAUGAUUUCUAUGCUUACGAUGAAGAUGGGACGAGGUUUUCACAUGACGUGACUCCGGUAAUCCUUGCAGCGCACUGCCAAGAAUACGAGAUCGUUCACACCCUUCUGAGCAAAGGGGCCCGCAUCGAUCCUCCUCAUGACUACUUCUGCAGCUGCAACUCCUGCAACUAUCAGCAGCAGUAUGACUCCUUCAGCCACUCGCGCUCAAGGAUCAACGCCUACAGAGGACUUGCUAGUCCUGCAUACCUUUCCCUGUCCAACGAGGACCCAGUGCUGGCAGCUCUGGAGCUCAGCAAUGAGCUGGCCAUGCUCGCGGACAUCGAGAAAGAGUUUAAGAAUGACUACAGUCAGCUGUCCAGCCAGUGUAAGGACUACGUGGUGGGCCUUCUGGAUCUGUGUCGCAGCACAGAGGAGGUGGAGGCCAUUCUGAACGGAGAAACAUCCUCUGAGCACAGCUACGACGACGUAGGCCGGCCCCCCCUCACCAGGCUGAAAUUAGCCAUUAAAUAUGAGCUCAAGAAGUUUGUGGCUCAUCCUAACUGCCAGCAGCAGCUGCUGAGCAUCUGGUAUGAGAACAUACCUGGUCUGAGACAACAAACCACAGGUGUAAAACUGCUGGUUGUGUUGGCGGUGGCUAUUGGACUGCCGGUUCUGGCUGUAGCUUACUGGAUCACUCCAAGCAGCAGAGUUGGUAAAGUGAUGCGCAGCCCCUUCAUGAAGUUUGUGGCCCAUGCAUCCUCUUUCACAAUUUUUCUGGGACUUCUCAUUCUGAAUGCUGCAGACCGUUUUGCAGGAACCACCUUGCUGCCCAACAUGACUCACCAUCAACAACCCGGGGCUUCACAAAUGAAGUUGGACCCACAGCUUCUCCACCGCACCAUCACUACACCUUUCACCUGGAUGGAAAUCCUCAUCAUCUCAUGGGUCACAGGCAUGAUCUGGGCUGAAGUGAAAGAGAUCUGGAGCCAGGGACCAGGGGAGUACCUGGUUGAACCAUGGAACUUUCUGGACUUUGGGAUGUUGGCGAUUUUUCUUGCGUCCUUCAGCUGUCGGUUCUCUGCCAUGAAACACGCUGACAUGGCCCAGACCUAUGUGUACAAACACAACAAAACUCUGCUCCAACUGCCCCCAGAAAUCCAUUACUUCACUCAGGCAAGAAUUUACUGGCUGCCGUCUGAUCCUCAGCUCGUUUCAGAGGGCCUUUACGCAGUGGCCGUGGUGCUGAGCUUCUCUCGGAUCGCUUACAUCCUCCCUGCCAAUGAAAGCUUUGGUCCACUCCAGAUUUCUUUGGGGAGAACGGUGAAAGACAUCUUCAAGUUUAUGGUCAUCUUUCUACUGGUCUUCUUAGCCUUCAUGAUCGGCAUGUUCAACCUGUACUCAUAUUACCUUGGAGCCAAACAGAACGACGCUUUCACCACCCUGGAAGAGAGCUUUAAGACGCUGUUCUGGGCCAUAUUUGGAUUGUCUGAGGUCAAGUCUGUUGUCAUCAACAAUGGGCACAAGUUCAUAGAGAACAUUGGCUAUGUUCUGUAUGGGGUUUACAAUGUUACCAUGGUGAUUGUGUUGCUCAACAUGCUCAUUGCCAUGAUUAACAGCUCCUUCCAGGAAAUUGAGGAUGAUGCUGAUGUUGAGUGGAAGUUUGCUAGGGCAAAGCUCUGGUUCUCUUAUUUUGAAGAGGGACGGACACUCCCGGUUCCCUUUAAUCUGGUUCCAAGUCCAAAGACCGUACUGGGCCUUUCCAUGGCGCUGAAGUCCCAGCUCCUGCAGUUAAAAGAAAAAUGCAAUGCCAGCAAAACUGAAAUACAACUCACUCAGGUUGGAGACAGAAAACAUUCUGGGUUUGGAGGUUCGACCAGUCCUACAAGAUACCAAAAGACCAUGAAGCGCCUGAUCAAGCGCUACAUCAUAAAAGCCCAAGCAGACAGAGAGAGUGACGAGAUCACUGAGGGUGAACUGAAAGAGAUCAAGCAAGAUAUCUCCAGUCUGAGAUAUGAGCUGCUGGAGGAGAAAUCCCAGAACUCUGAGACGCUCGAUGGACUGUUGAGGAGGCUGGGAGACAUGAGUUCAUCGUCCUUGUAGCAGCUCAUGCUAAGUCAGCUUUCAAGAUGGAUGUUGUGCAUUUUAACCCAUCGGUACAGAUCGGUGGAUUGUAAAAAAGAGCAAAGGCAUUGAGCAGCUUCAUUUUUUGUGUUCUACAAUCGCACUGUAAGAGUCCAGCCUUUCUGUGCAUAGUCACAAUUGUUUAAAAGCCUGUUGUGACGACUUGAAAAUAAAUGUGAGUCAUGAUCCUGGCUGUUCUGAAAGUAUGUAAGUAAAAAACCAAAAGAAAAACCUUUAAAACAACGACAUUCUGUCUGGAGGUUGAAAAGAUAUAACACAACUUUUACUUUUGUGACAAGUGUCCUUUUCUGUGCCUGUUGCUUGUUUUUAUUUAAGUUAUUUUCUUUUCCAUCUCUGUUUUAAAGACCCACUCUGAUUAUCUUUGGACCUAUUUUAAAAGUGUUCCCAGUGGUGAUUUAAUUGUGAUUAUGUCGUCUUUAUUGAAAAAGUAAAAACGUAAUUUUCUAGGACAUAGUUUCUGUAGAGCGGCAGUAGUUCAUUAGUCCCCCCUUCCCAAUUGUAGAGCUUAUGGCCUGCCCAGUGUAUAUUCUACAUCACAAAUACAAUUCUUUUCCCAA